Messenger RNA from Closterium sp. Naga37s-1, 1257 nucleotides. The record is from the annotation of a GenBank genome assembly. NCBI's taxonomy places the organism in Eukaryota, Viridiplantae, Streptophyta, Zygnematophyceae, Desmidiales, Closteriaceae.
AUGGCGACCAUGCCGACGAAGCCCCCUCUACAGCCGGUUCCGAAGCCCGUGAGAGCAGACGCUGAAAAGACUCUUCCCCCCGCACCCGCGGCUCCCCUUGGCGUUGUCGAGGCUGGCCCGUCUGCUCCUGUUGAAGCUCCGCCCGCUCCGCCUGCUGCUCCCGUGCCCCUGGCUCCCGUGGUUGCGCCGGUGGCAUCUGCGCCUGCUGGGGAAGCUGCUGCUCGCACUGCGGCGUCCGCCACCACUGCCGACCCGGCUCCGAUGGUUGCGCCUCCUGGCGCGGACCCGGCGCCUCCCGCUCCGCUGCCGGCGGCCCCUGUAGUGCAGCCGUCUCGUCCCCCGUCGCCGGACCGCCGUCAAUCCCGCCCCCAUUCCCCCGCUCCCCAACAGGAGCGGGAGACGUCGCGGCGCCGGCGCAACUCUCCCCGGCGCUACCAGCAGCAGGCCCAGUGGCCUGCUCACCCUGGCGGCAAUGGGGGCUGGAGGGGCCCCCACGGGCAUGGUGGUGGCGGGAGAUAUCGUCCGCCUGUGACAAUGGCGGAUCUCCAGAGGGAGGUGUCGCGGGCCGUGCGCGAGGAGAGGGCGGCGCAGAGUCAGAGCAGUUCGCUGCGGGCCGCGCCGGCGCCUGUGGCUCCUCGUCAGACUGAGCCUCCUGUGGCCCCUCCGCCGGCUGCUGUAUUUCCUCCUCCUGUCCUUGCCCCGUCGGCUCCAUCUCCUUCUGUCUCGGCGCCUGCUCCCGGCUCUCGUCUGCAUUUGCCACCGGUUCCGCCUGUUGCGGGGGUGGAGUUUGUUGCCGCGGGGGGUGGCGUUGCGGCUCAGCAUUCCCACCACGUUGCUGCUGAUGAGCCGCUGCUAUUUCUGACGGAGGCGCUGCAGCCCCCGCAGACGCGUGUUCCAGAGGCAACUCUUGGCCAGCUCCACCGUCUCGCGGAGAGCUUCCAUGCGUUGCUGCUGAUACAAGUUCUCGCUUAUUCGUCUCUUCCCGUGAUUCCUCCGGAGACUUUCCACGGCCGCCAGCGUGACACGUGCUUGGACGCGGCGGACGAGCUCGCUUCGUUGCUGGCGCCCGUGCUGGCUGCGCCCGCGGAGGGUGGGGCUGCUGCUGCAGGACAGCUUGACGAGGCUGUCCGGGGCCUGAGGCGGCACUUGCGCGCAGGUUCUGGAGCCGCGGCGAUCGGCGCAAGCACGCUUGUGGUCCGGGAGCUGUGGCGCUCCCUGACGGGCGUUCUUCACGCCCUUGGAGCUCACCGCAUGUAG